Molecule: messenger RNA, 1311 nt
Organism: Drosophila ananassae
Lineage: Eukaryota; Metazoa; Arthropoda; Insecta; Diptera; Drosophilidae
Product: leukocyte receptor cluster member 1 homolog
Exons: 3
Coding region: 279-1187 (302 amino acids)
Source: RefSeq, a predicted model, not a curated record
UUGGUCUUAUCUUGGUCUUAGAAAUUUCGGAGAAAAGAAGAAACGAAAACACAAACCGUAAAGAAAAUUUUCUUUUCAGUCACCUCAGGUUUAAAAACACACAAAAAGUUUUCCAACGGCAGUCGGAACCACAAAAAUACCAUGCCACGAUAGUUCACAUCUAGCUUACAGUUCAGUGUUGAAAGUCGAAGGAACCAUCGUUAAAGAAUCAUCGGCAUCGAUGUUCUGCUCUAAUUACAACCACUUCUUCCACCCAAAAUAAACAAAAGUCUGUUCAGAUGAAUAUUUUACCCAAAAAACGGUGGCAUGUGCGCACCAAGGAUAACAUCGCCCGAGUGCGCCGCGACGAGGCGGCGGCCCAAGUGGAGGAGCAGAAGCGCCAGGAGAAACUAGAGCUAGCGGAGAGCGAGGCCCGCAUAAACUUCCUGCGCCGCCAAUCGGGCCUCCCUGAAAAGACUUCCCAAGCACAAAGUGCACCCGUCCACAACGAGGCGGAGUCACAAGCGCCGUUGAACCUGUUCGAGGACUACCAGAACCAUGUGAAGACCACCAAUAAGGAGCUGGAGAAGGAGAAGAAGGAAGAACAGGAAAAGUACGAGAAGCAGAUCGGCUACCUCACAUAUUUGGGCCAGGACACAAAUGAGGCGCUGAAAGUGCGCAGCUGGUACGAAGUAGCACCCAAAAGAGAGGAAGUUGGCGAUCCUAACGCUAAGGAACUUCAUCUGAAGCAGAAGUUGGCCCAAGAUCCUUUAACCCUGAUUAAUGCCUUGCUGCCGCCGGAGAAAAGGACCAAGGAGGCAACGAAACGGAAAAGAGAAAGGAUCCCGACGAUCCCACCCGGGGAGUCAUCACCAGCCCACUCGUCACGCUCCUCACACUCCAAGUCCAAGAAGCAGAAAAAGGAGAAACAGGAAAGGAAACACAAGAAAAGCAAAACACAUAAGAGCCACAAAAGGGAGGCCAAGAAAGAAUCACUCCUGGCUGCUGAACACCAGAAGCGCGAAAAUCUGGACAGGUUAAGAAGGGAACGCCUGAGACGAGAGAUGGCUGAGCGGCUGCGUUCCGAAGCCCUGUUCGCUCCCAAGGAACCCGCUAGUGUAGCGUCCACACCAGCUCCCACGCCCAAAAUAGUCCAAAAGUACAAUAGUCAGUUUAAUCCAGAAUUCGCAAAGCAGAAUCAGGUUUAGGAAAAAACGGUUCAUUGCCAAAGAUGUUAUUAUAUGUUUUAGGUGUUAUAAUCUUGGAAGAUUUGUUCAUCCAAUGUAAACUAACAAUAAAGUAUGCCAUGUAAGAAAAGAAACAAACCGGAAA